AUGAACAGAGAGGAAGAGGCCUGCACCAACAUGAAGCGGGAGGAUGACCAAUGCUUCGCCGAGAAGUUCCUCAAGGUCGACGACUCCCGGGACCCCUGCACCGACCUCUUCAAGAGCUACCAGCAGUGCGUGCAGAAAACAAUAAAGGAGAAGGGGAUUCCCAUAGAAGAGCUGGAGUUCCUGGGCCAUAGCAAAGAAAAGUCAGGAAGUUCUUCAUGA
Molecule: messenger RNA, 219 nt
Organism: Dromiciops gliroides (monito del monte)
Lineage: Eukaryota; Metazoa; Chordata; Mammalia; Microbiotheria; Microbiotheriidae
Product: TP53-regulated inhibitor of apoptosis 1-like
Exons: 1
Coding region: 1-219 (72 amino acids)
Source: RefSeq, a predicted model, not a curated record